Molecule: messenger RNA, 5719 nt
Organism: Sinocyclocheilus grahami
Lineage: Eukaryota; Metazoa; Chordata; Actinopteri; Cypriniformes; Cyprinidae
Product: adhesion G protein-coupled receptor L3-like
Exons: 22
Coding region: 517-4797 (1426 amino acids)
Biological process (GO): cell surface receptor signaling pathway; G protein-coupled receptor signaling pathway
Cellular component (GO): membrane
Molecular function (GO): G protein-coupled receptor activity; carbohydrate binding
Source: RefSeq, a predicted model, not a curated record
CCCUCUCUUAUCCUCCCUUUCUUUCUCUUUCCCUCCCACCCUCCAUCCUCGAAUCAAGCAUCACUUGCUUCCAAAUUGGCUUGUCAUUUUCUCUCGGCGCUCGUUCCCUGGCUGUCGGGUCGCAUGGACGAUCUAGCGAUGGACUGGCGCUGAUGCCAUCGCUGGACCCACUCUGCGCAUCUUCCUCUCAUUCCAGAAAAACACUGAUCGGGAUACAACACAGGGCUCUGAUCCCCCGCGUCCACCAUAGAUCCAUUGGGUUUGGGGGAGGAAGGAUACUCGAUAUAUCCUGCUCCGCGUCGUGGUUCUUCAGGAGGCUUCGAGCCUCAUAAAGGCGCAUCUGGGAACGGAGGCUCAAACCAUCAUCUGCGUGCUUUAUUCACACACGGACACGCUGUCACGGGAAUUAAAGAGCAUUCUGAGAUCUCACACAGCCCGAUGCUGUUGAACACAUCCGGAGCUGACUAUUAUUCCAGUGCUUUAUAAGAUGCGGUACUCGCGUCAGAGAGGAACUCCAUGGCUAAUGUAAGACGCUUCUUCAGCGAGUCAGUGCAGAGGUCAUCAGGGUCAUCGGCGGUCAUGUGGUCCACACGCCUACUUUUCUUCUUCACCCUCUUCACACCAGUCACGCUCGUUUUAAGUCGUGCUCCAGUGCCGAUGGCUGUGGUGCGUCGAGAGCUGUCGUGUGAGGGUUAUCCGAUCGAACUGCGCUGCCCGGGCACCGAUGUCAUUAUGAUCGAGAGUGCCAAUUAUGGGCGCACAGAUGACAAGAUCUGUGACUCAGACCCUGCUCAAAUGGAGAACACUCGCUGCUAUCUGCCUGAUGCCUACAAGAUUAUGAGCCUCAGGUGUAACAACCGAACUCAGUGUGCGGUCAUUGCUGGCCCUGAUGUUUUUCCUGACCCGUGUCCUGGAACGUACAAAUACCUUGAGGUUCAGUACGAAUGUGUGCCAUACAAAGUGGAACAGAGAGUCUUUCUCUGUCCAGGUGUAUUGAGAGGUGUGUAUCAGAGUGAGCACCUCUUUGAGUCGGACCACCAGUCUGGUUCAUGGUGUAAAGACCCGCUACAGUCAUCCAACAAGAUCUACUAUAUGCCCUGGACACCUUACCGCACAGAUACACUGACCGAGUAUUCAUCCAAGGAGGACUUUAUUGCGGGUCGUCCUACCACGACAUACAAACUGCCCCAUCGUGUGGACGGCACUGGCUUUGUGGUGUAUGACGGCGCGCUUUUCUUCAACAAGGAACGUACACGCAACAUUGUUAAAUUCGACUUGAGAACUCGUAUCAAGAGCGGCGAGGCAAUUAUCGCUAACGCUAAUUACCACGACACCUCGCCGUAUCGCUGGGGUGGGAAAUCUGACAUCGAUCUGGCAGUGGAUGAAAACGGACUGUGGGUAAUUUACGCCACCGAACAGAACAACGGACGAAUUGUGGUCAGUCAGCUGAACCCUUACACGCUCCGAGUGGAGGGCUCAUGGGAUACAACAUACGAUAAGCGAUCGGCCUCCAAUGCCUUUAUGAUCUGCGGAAUCCUGUACGUAGUGAAGAGCGUUUAUGAAGAUGACGAUAAUGAAGCGUUGGGGAAUAAAAUUGACUACAUGUACAACACCGAGAAGAGCCGUGAAACGCAACUCAGCAUUCCAUUCCCAAAUUCAUACCAGUACAUCGCAGCUGUGGACUACAACCCUCGAGACAAUUUGCUGUACGUGUGGAACAACUACCAUGUUGUCAUAUAUUCUCUCGACUUCGGAAACAAUGACAACAGAUUGGGCUUUGAUCCUCCUUCUUCAGUCUUGCUUCCUGAUGCACUUCCUCCAGCACGCAGCUCCACGACUCCUCCACGCCCAUAUACGGGCACGCUCCGCCCCUCCCUCACUACUACCAGGACAACCACCAUGGCUCCGCCUCGCCGUCAUAACAACAUCCUCCCAGAAGCCCUGACACGGUCGCCUCCAUCCCUGCAGACUCCAGUCACUGUUGACUAUUGCGCCCCACGUCUCACUGCUGAAAUCUCCUGGCCACGGACACACCAGGGACAGGUUGCUAAGCAACCGUGCCCACCUGGCACCAUAGGUGUAGCCACGUUUAAUUGUUUGCUUGGCUACUGGGAUCCGAAGGGACCAGAUCUGAGCAACUGCACCUCACCAUGGACCAAUCACAUCACUCAGAGACUCCAGAAGAGAGAGCGAUCGUGCCGUUUCUUCAUACAGGCCAUGGUCGAAACGGUGAAUAACCUUCUGCAGGUGCGAUCCCAGGCGGCGUGGAGGGAGCUGUCUGUGGCCGAGCAGCUGCGAUGCGCAACCAUGCUGCUGGACACGGUGGAGACGGGCGCCUUCAUGCUCGCAGACAACCUCCUCAAAACCGACACUAUACAGGAGAGCACCGACAACAUACAACUGGAGGUGGCACGUUUGAGUACAGAUGUUAAUCUGGCUGAUCUGAUUUUCCCUCAAUCUGGACAAACCGGCAACUCCAUUCAUCUCUCCGCCAACACACUCAAACAGCAAGGACGCAAUGGUGAGAUCCGCUUGGCGCUUGUUCUCUAUAAGAACCUCGGUCAAUACCUGUCCACGGAGAACGCUAGCGUGCGUCUGGGCAGUGAAGCGGCCUAUCCAAACUAUUCCCUGAUCGUCAACUCACCUGUUAUUACAGCAGCUAUUAAUAAAGACAGUAACAAGGUCUACCUGUCUGAACCUGUGGCCUUCACUGUUAAACACAUACAGCAGUCGGAAGAGAACUUCAAUCCGAACUGCUCUUUUUGGAGUUACUCCAAACGCACCAUGACCGGAUACUGGUCCACUCAGGACUGCAGGCUACUAGGCACCAACCGCACUCACACCUCCUGUUCCUGCACACACCUCACCAACUUCGCAGUGCUUAUGGCCCACGUGGAGGUCAAGAACGCAGACCAGGUGCAUGAGCUGCUGUUGGACGUCAUAACGUGGGUGGGGAUCCUGCUGUCUCUGGUCUGUCUGCUCAUCUGCAUCUUCACCUUCUGUUUCUUCCGCGGUCUCCAAAGCGACAGGAACACCAUCCACAAGAACCUCUGCAUCUCCCUCUUUAUCGCCGAAACACUCUUCCUCACCGGGAUCAACCGUGCAGACCAGCCUAUCGUCUGUGCGGUGUUUGCGGCCCUGCUGCAUUUCUUCUUCUUGGCCGCGUUUACAUGGAUGUUUCUGGAAGGCGUGCAGCUGUACAUCAUGCUGGUGGAAGUGUUCGAGAGCGAGUACUCUCGCACCAAGUACUUCUAUCUCAGCGGAUACGGCGUGCCUGCUGUUAUAGUGGCCGUGUCUGCCGCCGUGGACUAUCACAGCUAUGGAACCGAAAGAGUGUGCUGGCUCAGGUUAGAUACUUACUUUAUCUGGAGUUUCAUUGGGCCUGCUACUCUCAUCAUCAUGCUAAAUGUUAUUUUCCUGGGCAUUGCACUAUAUAAGAUGUUUCACCACACAGCGAUACUCAAGCCUGACUCCGGUUGCCUGGACAACAUCAAUGCAUAUGUGUCUUUGCAGGUGCGUAAGGAAUACGGCCGAUGCCUCCGCACACACUGCUGCAGCGGGAAGAGUGUUGAGUCGACCAUCUCCACUUCAACAAAGACCAGUACAGCCCGCACACCUGGACGCUAUUCCACCAACUCACAGAGUCGUAUUCGUAGGAUGUGGAAUGACACAGUCAGGAAGCAGUCGGAGUCAUCUUUCAUCACCGCUGAUAUGAACAGCUCAGCGACUCUCAACAGAGGUACCAUGGCUAACCAUCUCAUCUCCAAUGCUUUGUUACGUCCUCAUGGCACUAAUCCUUAUAACACACUGCUGGGAGAGUCUGCUGUGUACAAUAACCCUACUGCCAACAUGUUCAACACGCAAGCCUCCUACAGAGAUUCAAAAGGCAUUCUCAACAACGCGCGGGACUCCAGUGUCAUGGAUACGCUGCCGCUUAAUGGUAACCAUGGCAACAGCUACGGCGUGGCAGCAGGCGAUUACCUCACCUACAGCUCUCGUGGCAACGAGCCGCCAACUACGCUAGAGAAAAAGAUCUUGAAAGAGCUGACGGCGAACUACACUCCGUCGUACCUCAACACUCAGGAGCGACAGGGAAAAGCCAUCCAGGGGACCCUGACUAAUAAACUCAACAACCACCUGGCCAACGGAGGGGUCGCGGGGUCAUCGUCCAUCACCAAAGACGACGUCAUGGUGCUCGACAACCCCGGGGCGUUUCACCGACACGACGACGGCGGCGGGCUAAGUCUGGAGCUCAUUAGGGAGGAGUCACAAGCGCCGCUCCUCCCACCCAGACCACCCCCUCUGGAAAACCACGCCCCCAUGCACACAUUUUCGGCCCACCGUCACCUGCCGCAGGAGAACAGCGAGAGCUUCUUCCCACUGCUCCCCAACGACACGCACUCGUCGCACACGCACACUCCCCACGCGCACACGCACUCCCCCCUCAGAGACUCGCUCUAUACCAGCAUGCCCACGCUCACCGACCUCCCGCAUGGCACCGACGACCUCAUCAACGGUCUCCAUGAGGAUGAAGACGAUGAGGAUGACAAUGGCGAGGAGGAGGAAGAGGGCAGCGAAUUGCACUUGGCCAACGGCGAAGGGGUCAUCAUGGAGACGGACGACGUGUACUACAAAAGCAUGCCGAACCUGGGCUCCAGGACCCACAUACAUGAACUAGAGAGCUACUAUCAGAUGGGACGCGGUGGCAGUGAUGGGUUCAUCGCCCCGCCUGAGAAAGAAGACUCGUCGCCUGAAGAACAGCCACCGGACCCCUCACAGCUGGUCACCAGCCUAUAGACACACACACGCACACACACAUUCCCACUCAGUGCGCACGUGCGCGCGCGUGUGUGUGUGUGUGUGUGACACAAUGCACAAGGCGUGGGAUACACUACCUACUGCACUGAUAGAGAGACUGAUUCCAGAUAGACCCCCGAUUCCAGUACAUACAAGUAUCCUGUCACCAAAAUCCUGCUCCAGUUAGAACCAGUAACCAGAACUAGUAACCCAUUCCUACGCUAGAACAAGGACUACCGCGUGUAAGUAGAUCUUGUGGACUUUUUUCUCAUCAAUCUGCUGAGAAAAACUCUUGCGGAUUGUCAAUUUGGAGAUGUGGACGAACUUUUGCUCCAUUUGCAUAGCCCUCCUCGACGAAAACCUUCAUCCAAUGGCUGUCCGGUUCUCCUCCAAACUCACCACGGAUUGUGGCGAAGAGACUGUGGAAAACUAGCUGCCGUUUAUGACGACCGUGUAUGAUAAUGAGACCACCGACCGUCGUACUGAACUGCAUUACCCACAACUCUCUAGACUCCUCUAUGAUUCUCUGCUGCACACAUUCCUUCUCGUUUAGCACCAAUCUCGUUUCCGAGCGUGAAAUCACAAAAGGCACAUCUGUUCUUAAAGACUGAGGACGCUUCUUGUUUUUUUACGUUUAUUUUUCUGUAAUAAUCUCAGUUACGGGAAAGGUAAUCUUCACUAUUUACAAAGAAAUGGAACUGUUUUCCAUGUAAAAUGUACAGAUUCCCGAUAUUGCAUAUGAUCCUAUGCGUUUCAUGUUUUUUGACCUAUUUUGCCCCUUGUAUGUGUUUUUGUAGACUAGACCAAUCCACAAUGCUGUGUUGGUCCUCCAAAAUACUAUCCCUUAUAACGCACAGCACACACGCGCACACAUAUCUACAUACACACGCAUACACACUCUCGUUUGGAAGGAUGUCCAUGG